Pestalotiopsis fici W106-1 is the source of this 1071-nucleotide messenger RNA. RefSeq lists its product as uncharacterized. The coding region runs from base 1 to 1071 and encodes 356 amino acids. The transcript is spliced from 2 exons. NCBI's taxonomy places the organism in Eukaryota, Fungi, Ascomycota, Sordariomycetes, Amphisphaeriales, Sporocadaceae. The record is from RefSeq and is a predicted model, not a curated record.
AUGUCACUAUCCUGGACCUUGGGUCCACCUACCGAGAGUCCCUUCUUUCGUUUUCUUCGAUCGCAGUUCCAGGCCUCGCCCCAAUGGCCGUCUAAAGAGACCAAUCUAGCAGGCAAAAUCGCCCUCAUGACCGGCGCCAGCAGUGGCCUUGGACUCGAGGCUUCCCGCCAACUCUUAUCCCUGGGCCUAUCAAGACUCAUCAUUGCCGUGCGAUCGACUGACAAGGGUGAAAGAGUAGCAGCUGAAUUCCGAACUCAGUUUCCCGAGGCGGACAUCCAGGUCUGGCAUCUCGAAAUGGAAUCUUACAGGUCGGUGCAAGACUUUGCUCUCCGGAUCGACCGAGAAAUGAACCGCCUCGACAUUGCCAUCCUUAAUGCGGGCGUCCAGGCGCUCCAUUUCGAAACGGUCUCGGAAACUAGGCACGAGAAAUUGCUCCAGGUCAACUACCUUUCCACCAUGCUCCUCGCAAUCCUCCUCCUGCCGGUUCUCAAGACAAAGUCCCCGCCCGACGCGCCCGGGCGUCUGACCAUUGUCAGCUCCGGAACGGCACGUGGCGCCGAAAUCACCUGGUCGCUGGCGGGCGCGGGCAUCCUGUCCCACCUAGACGACAGCCGGCAUUCAUGGAACCCAGUAACGCGGUACGCCGUGACCAAGCUGCUGGGGCACUUGUUCGUUCUCGACCUGGCACGCCGCGUCGAGGCCCGUGACGUUGUGGUCAACCUCGUGGACCCGGGCCUGGUCAAGGAUACGAACCUACAGGGCGGUGCGAGCGCGCCGCUGCCUAUUGCCGCCUUCUUCUAUGGCAUGAAGACCUUGUUGGGACGUUCACUACCAGUGGGUGCGUCCACUUAUAUCGAUGCUGUGAUUUCCAAGGGGGUCGAGUCGCAUGGUAGUUAUGUGGCGGACUGGAACAUUGCUGCGUUCGCUGCUUUUGUGUACACGCCCAAUGGCGAGGCGGCUCGUAAGCAAUUGUGGACAGAAACCAUGUUGGAGUUUGAUGCUUGGGGUGCACAUGAGAUACUGAAAGGUGUCAAAGAUACUGUCACAGGUACUAGUGCCAUGGUGUCAUGA